AAUGAAGAAAAGAGAUUUUAAAGUCGUUGUAAUUGGUGAUAGUAUUAAUAUUUUAUUUAAUCAUUAAUCUUAGGUGGAGUUGGCAAAUCAACAUUCAUUUCAGCUCUGAUUAAUGAAAGUCUUAAUAAGGUUACUCAUGUGAAUUAACAUUAACCAAUUCAAUUACCUCCUGAAAUGUUUAAUCAUCCAGAAUGUAAUACAACAUUGAUUGAUACAAAAUGUUAACCUAACUAAAUUCCAGAAUAAGUUAAAAUUGCAGAUGUCAUACUCUUAAUGUACUCAAUAGAUGAUGAUGGUUCAUGUGAAAGAUUAAAGAAGUUCUGGCUCAAAGAAUUGAAAGAAAAGGAGUUUAAAUAGCCAAUCAUUAUAGUAGGCAAUAAACUUGAUUUGAUGGGUGUAGAGGAUGAUAGAGAUUAUUGCAGAAUUUUCAAAGUCAUUAAACAAUUGGUAAAAGAUUUCAGUGUAAUACAUCUAUCUAAUAUAGUAAGUUGAAAUGGGAAUUGAAUGUUCAUCAAUAAAGUUUUAGGGUAUUUAGGAUGUAAUCAAUUGUGCUUAAAGAUCUUAUUUAUACCCUUUAGCUCCUCUGUAUAGUUUAGUAAACAAAACAAUUACAGAAGGAUUCAAAAAAGCAUUGACUCGUAUAUUUAGAAUUUGUGAUCGAGAUGGAGAUGGUGUAUGGAGUGACCAAGAGUUAGAAAGAUUUUAAAAGAAGGUUUUUAAAAGGCAUCUUGAUUAAAGUGAUAUUGCAGGGAUUAAGGAUAUGAUUGAAGAGGAAUUGAAAGAUGAUUCAAAUAAAAAAAAUUAUAUUACUUUGUAAGGUUUUAUGACUCUUUAAAAGAGAGGGAUUGAAUUGAUGAAGGUUUAAAUAAGUUGGACUAUUCUUCGUUUUUUUUAUUAUAAAGAUGAUUUAACAUUAGAUGAAUCUCUAUUUUAAGAUGAGUAUUUAUUAUACUUUAAACUUUAGAUUAAUAUUUGAUUAAGAAGCUGGACAAACUGUUGAAUUAAGUGAUAUUGCUUAAUAAAAACUGAAAUCAAUUUUUUAAUAAUUUGGAUAAACUCUUACACAAGCUUAAUUUGAUUAUAUAUUCUAUCCAGUAAUGUAUUAAACUAGUUUUCCACUUCUGUAAUAAUAUCACCCACAAUCAUAAGAUAUUAAUUUAACUUAAUGGUUGGCAUUGUGGAAGUAUUAUUAAAAUUUUAUUUUAUUUUAGUGCAUUUUCUUUUUUUAAUUACAAAGAUGCUUAUAAAUUAUUAAGUUAUAUUGGAAUUGAUAUUAAAAUGUCAGAUGCAUUCAAAGAACAAAAUAAAAAAGACUCAUGGUCUUCUGUCUAAAAAAUCAUAGAGAGAAGAGUUUUUCAUAUAGCUAUUAUUACUAAAAAUAAAUAAGUAAUUAAUUUUUUAUGUUAUUUAGAAAAUCUUAGAAGGAUAAUUCAAUAAUAUAUCACCCAGAAUAACAACAAUAAACUCUAAGACUUAUGUGAUAAGCAUUUAUGAUGAAUUAUAAGCAGAAUAACAAAUUGAAAAAAGGAGAUUGAGUAUAAUUGAUUUCUUAAUGAUUGAACCAUCUUGUAGUUUUUAAACAGUUUAACUUAUUCCUAUUACAUUUUUUUAUGACAAAAUUUCAGUGUGGAAUUAAGUUUACAAAAUUAUAGAAGUUUUAAAUUCAUAGUAAAAUAUAAUAUUAUUAUUAAGAACUUUUGGGUAUUCGGAAGUCCAAAUUUAAUAAUUAAAAUAAAAAAAUAGUUUUUCUAUAAUUUCAUUUACAAGUGGAAUUGUUGUUCUAAUAGGUUUAAUAAGUGGUGGAUAUUAUUAUUUCCGUUAUAAGCCAUUUAAAAAAACGAAAUGA
Molecule: messenger RNA, 1846 nt
Organism: Paramecium pentaurelia
Lineage: Eukaryota; Ciliophora; Oligohymenophorea; Peniculida; Parameciidae
Source: the annotation of a GenBank genome assembly